This is a messenger RNA of Vicia faba (fava bean), 1029 nucleotides long. The record is from the annotation of a GenBank genome assembly. Lineage: Eukaryota; Viridiplantae; Streptophyta; Magnoliopsida; Fabales; Fabaceae.
AUGAAGAUGGAAGCUUCUGUUUCAGCAGUGGAGAAAAUAAUCGGCUACACUUUUCAAAACAAGAAGCUUCUAGAACAAGCUCUUACCCAUACUUCUUACCCUGAAGCCGUUUCAUAUGAACGUCUUGAGUUCGUUGGCGACGCCGUUUUAGGUCUCGCCAUCAGCAACCACCUCUUCCUCGCUUACUCCUCCGUCGAUCCUGGUCAGCUCUCUCUCCUCCGUGCCGCUAAUGUUAGCACCGAGAAACUCGCUCGAGCUGCCGUUCGUAAUGGUUUACACCGUUAUGUCCGUCACAAUACGCUUUCGAUUGUUGAUAUGAUUAACGAGUUUGUUGAUGCGGUUGGUUGUGAGGAUGAUUGUGCUCUUGUUAUGUAUGGUGGAUCGGUUAAAGCUCCCAAGAUUCUUGCCGAUAUUGUCGAGUCUGUUGCUGCUGCUGUUUAUGUUGACGUUGAUUUCGACCUUAAAAAAUUAUGGGUGAUUAUAAGAGGUCUUUUGGAGCCGAUAGUUACACUGCAAGAUCUUGAACAAAAACCGCAACCGGUGACAAUGCUUUACGAGAUCUGCCAAAAGAAUGGUAAAAAAGUUGACAUAGAACAACAGAGAAAUGGUCCCAAAAGCACUGCCUGUGUCUAUGUUGACGGAGAGUUGGUUGCAUCCGCUUCCUCUGAUCAAAAGGACAUUGCAAGGCUUGAAGCUGCCAAGGCUGCCUUGCAUAAACUACAACGCUUACUACCUGCCACUACCACAAUGCCUGAUUGUUGUGUCGACAUUGAUGGUAACUUUAAAAUUGAAGCUGCCAAGCAGAAAUUAUACGCAAUUUGUGGGAUGAAAAAGUGGCCCAAACCGGUAUACAGUAUUGAGAAAGACGAAGGUACUCCUCAAGAUAAGAAAUUUGUCAGUGCCGUUCAGAUAACUACUCCGGCUGCCAUACUCAAAAUGUCUGGAGACGAAAAAUCUCGGGUGAAGGAUGCAGAGAACUCUGCAGCUUCCUUGAUGAUUCGGGCCUUACAACAACACAAGUAUGUGUGA